AUGGCGGAUGAUGACAAGCGCCAGCUUUGCGGGAUGAGAGAUUCAUGGCGACAUUCUCUGUUUGAAUGUUCAGUGACAAGGUGCGUGUGGGCUCUGGUAAAUGAAAAUAUUCUAGACUUCCUACAGUCGUCGGCAGAGCCGAAUGCCAGGGUGUGGUUGUUCUCAGCCUUUGAUCAUCUACCUCGAGACAGUCAGGUUACGAUGGUGGUGACCAUGUGGGCAAUAUGGUGGGCAAGAAGAAGGGCUAUCCAUGAGGGUGAGCUCCAAAGCCCACACGCGACUCAUUCUUUUGUUACAAACUUUAUCGCAGAACUGGCAACCAUCCAGGCCGGGCGGGUGACACCAAAUGAUGAACAACAUGGAGGUCCGAGGCUUGCUGCUGGGCAAGGAUGGAGGGCGCCUGAAGUGGGAUCUAUUAAAAUUCAAGUUGAUGGGGGAGUUUCAAGAAAUGGGAGAAGAGGGGCAGCGGCUACCAUCGGAAGGAACCAUGAAGGAUUUUUCCUUGGAUCUUCAGCAAUGGUUUUUGAUGAAAUAAAUGACCCACCAAUGCUGGAAGCUUUAGCUUGCCGCGAGGCUCUUGCCCUGGCUCGGGAUCUAUAUGCAGACCACAUUGUUGUGGCGUGUGACUGCAAGACCGUGGUGGAGGAAAUCAAGAUGGGGUCAGAAGGAAGAUACAACAAUAUCAUCAAGGAGAUCCAAGCUCAGUUCAGGGACGCCAUGUGUGGCUGGGAGAACCCCAUGAUCCCUUUGUCAUUCCUGUAA
Molecule: messenger RNA, 762 nt
Organism: Aegilops tauschii subsp. strangulata
Lineage: Eukaryota; Viridiplantae; Streptophyta; Magnoliopsida; Poales; Poaceae
Molecular function (GO): nucleic acid binding; RNA-DNA hybrid ribonuclease activity
Source: RefSeq, a predicted model, not a curated record